AAUUAUGGAAACAGAGAGAUAAAAAGAUUAAAAUAAAAAAGAUGGAAAAAGAAGUCAAGCUUUAUCUUCAUAUCCCAAACUUUCUUCCAACCUCAAAUUCCAACAAAUCUCUCUGAUAUUUCUUUGUUAUGAUCUCUCUUUCACUGGAUUUUUUUAUUUCCAUUAUCUUUAAUGGGUUUUUUUUACUGAUCGUAAAAAAUCCAACGUAUAAAUAAUCCGGCUGUCUUCGUUGACGAGCUUUCUCUUUCCAUAAUUAGCUUUUUCCUUCGCCUUUCUCAAAUUCAGAGCUUUCUUCCCCAGAUCUUUCUUAUUUAUCCUUAUCUUAUUUUCUUUCUUUUUUCAUAAGAGAAAUUCCAACGCUUGUUAUGAUUCUGGUUUGAGCGAUUUUCAAAGAGGAAGAAGAAUUAUAAUAAUAAAAAGAUGAUGAUGAUGACAAUGGAGGGUAUGAUGGAUCGAACGGUAUUGGAUGAUAUAUUAAGGAGGCUAUUAGAAGGAAAAGGAGGCAAACAGGUUCAGCUCUCCGAGGGAGAGAUCCGUCAACUCUGCGUCAACGCUCGCCAAGUGUUCCUCUCUCAACCCAAUCUCCUUGAGCUCCAUGCUCCUAUUCGAAUCUGCGGUGAUAUACAUGGACAAUACCUGGAUUUACUGAGGUUAUUUGAAUAUGGCGGAUACCCUCCUGCUGCAAACUAUCUCUUUCUUGGGGACUACGUGGAUCGAGGCAAACAAAGUCUAGAGACAAUAUGUUUGCUCUUGGCCUACAAGAUAAGAUAUCCUGACAAAAUUUUCCUCUUGAGAGGAAAUCAUGAAGAUGCAAAGAUUAAUCGCAUUUAUGGGUUCUAUGAUGAGUGUAAAAGGAGGUUUAAUGUCAGGCUUUGGAAAAUUUUUACCGAUUGCUUCAAUUGCUUGCCCGUGGCAGCACUCAUCGAUGAUAAGAUACUAUGCAUGCAUGGAGGGCUUUCUCCAGAUCUUAAUAAUGUGAACCAAAUAAGAGAAAUUCAAAGGCCUUCUGAAAUCCCAGAUUGUGGCCUUCUCUGUGAUCUUCUUUGGUCUGAUCCUGAUAGUACAAUUGAGGGCUGGGCAGACAGUGAUCGAGGUGUUUCGUGUACGUUUGGAGCUGACAGAGUUGCUGAUUUUUUAGAGAAGAAUGAUCUUGAUCUCAUUUGUAGAGGUCACCAGGUGGUAGAGGAUGGAUACGAGUUUUUCGCAAGAAGAAGAUUAGUCACAAUAUUUUCAGCUCCAAACUAUGGUGGGGAGUUUGAUAAUGCAGGUGCUCUACUGAGUGUAGAUAAAGGUCUAGUGUGUUCUUUCGAAAUAUUGAAACCAAUGAACCAUAAAGCAUCAUCCAGUAGCUCCAGUGCAUCUCGAAUAACUCUAAAAAAGCCCCCUAAAACUGGAAAGGUCUAACUAUGAAGAAGCUUCUUAUGUGGAGAAGUUCUAAUGGUGAUUUCCGUCAGUUCGGGUAGAAGAUUCAGCGAGCUCCAUUUCUAUGCUAUGAGUUCAAAUCGUGUGUGCAAGUGAUCUUGGAAGAAAAAAGCGUCCCUUCCUAAUGCACUGGCAUAAUCUAAACCAUCACGAGAUUAAAGCUUUGCCGAUGGCCGUUUUAGUUGCACCGAAAUUUUUUGUAAAACUUGUAAAUCUUUAUAUAUUUAUGUAGUUUUGCGUGUGCAGGAAAAAGGUUUCUGGUUUAGAUAUUUGCACCUUAAGCUUAAGGGUGGAAUUUGUGAGUAGAAGUCGAGAAAAGGCUUGCAUUAAUUUUGUUAUGUUUUGUGUGAAACCCAAGUUUCCCCUAUAGUGUUCUGUCGUCCCGGCAAUUGAUUUCACUGAUUUUGUUGAUAACUUAAUUAUAAAAUGACCAAUAACAGAUGACUUAAUAAUUGUGUUGGA
This is a messenger RNA of Humulus lupulus (European hop), 1884 nucleotides long. RefSeq names its product serine/threonine-protein phosphatase PP1. Gene Ontology annotation, cellular component: nucleus; cytoplasm. The record is from RefSeq and is a predicted model, not a curated record. Bases 421 to 1404 code for a protein of 327 amino acids. NCBI's taxonomy places the organism in Eukaryota, Viridiplantae, Streptophyta, Magnoliopsida, Rosales, Cannabaceae. The transcript has 4 exons. Gene Ontology annotation, molecular function: protein serine/threonine phosphatase activity.